Molecule: messenger RNA, 782 nt
Organism: Calliphora vicina (urban bluebottle blowfly)
Lineage: Eukaryota; Metazoa; Arthropoda; Insecta; Diptera; Calliphoridae
Product: 10 kDa heat shock protein, mitochondrial
Exons: 3
Coding region: 137-448 (103 amino acids)
Cellular component (GO): mitochondrial matrix
Molecular function (GO): metal ion binding; ATP binding; protein-folding chaperone binding
Source: RefSeq, a predicted model, not a curated record
UCAUUAUCAAAUAAUCACUUGUCACAGUCACACGUGUGCGAAAAUACAGCAAAUUAACGCAAAAAUUCUUGAAAUUUCUUGCACAAUUUUUAUUAAUUUAAUCACCUCGCCUUAAUUAAAUACACAUUUAAGAAAAAUGGCCGCCAAUGCUGUUAAGAGAAUCAUCCCCAUGUUGGAUCGCAUUUUGAUUCAACGUGCUGAAACUAUUACCACCACCAAAGGCGGUAUUGUUUUACCCGAAAAAGCCCAAGGUAAAAUGAUGCACGGUACAGUUGUUGCUGUUGGUCCCGGUGCCAGAAAUGUUCAAACUGGUGCCAAUAUCCCCAUGGAUGUUAAGGCUGGUGACCGUGUUUUGUUGCCCGAAUAUGGUGGCACCAAAGUUGAAUUGGAAGACAAAAAAGAAUACUUGCUGUUCCGUGAAUCUGAUAUCUUAGCCAAAGUCGAAUAAGAUUUCUUUAUCAAACCAGCAUUUGUUGUAAAUUAAUCAUAAUUUUUUGUAAUCAUCAGUUAGAUCAACGUUUGUUUUCUUACUUUUAAAUAAUUUCUAUGUAAUUUGAACAAUUCUCCUUAGCCUUAGAAUUUUGGGCUAAGCUGUUACAGCUAUAAUUUAGUUUAUAAAUUCCAUUUAUAUUAUAAAGAAAAAAUAACAAAACUCACUUAUCUUUGCUUUGGAAAGUUGUUAUCCCUUUAAAUCCAGAGCAAAAUUUAUUUGAAUUUUGAACUAUUUUUAUGUAAAGAAAAUAAAUAAAACGGUUUUACGCUUUAUUUCUUUUUAAAAAAUA